Molecule: messenger RNA, 447 nt
Organism: Parnassius mnemosyne (clouded apollo)
Lineage: Eukaryota; Metazoa; Arthropoda; Insecta; Lepidoptera; Papilionidae
Source: the annotation of a GenBank genome assembly
AUGUGGCUACGGAGGCUAAGGAGAAAACUGCAUUCUCGAAAGGAAAAGGUCUUCCUUUCGAAUUCGUCGGAAUUGCUUGCUGUGGUAAAGUCCUUGCAGGAUUUUAGCAAAUGUCUUCUGGGGCGGAAAUUUCACUUACGAACGGACCAUGCUGCACUGAAAUGGCUAUUACAAUUCAAAAAUCCAGAAGCACAAGUUGCGAGAUGGAUUGAACUACUGCAGGAAUACGACUUUGUGAUCGAACAUCGCAGUGGGAAAUCUCAUGGCAAUGCAGAUGCAUUGUUAAGAAGACCUUGCCCUGAAGAUUGCAAGUAUUGUACUAGGCAAAAGGGUAAGGAAGUGGUUUCUGUGAGGAUGCUCAGGACAGACCAGCUCAACAAUGAGUGGAAGGACAGCCUACAACAUGCACAGCAGGAAGAUUCGGACCUUAAGCCGAUUCUGGAAUGA